AAUAUGAGAGGGAAAAUGUAUGAAUGUGUGAGGGAAAAUGUAUGAAUAUGAGAGGGAAAAUGUAUGAAUAUGAGAGUGAAAAUGUAUCAUUAUGACAGUGAAAAUGUAUGAAUGUGUGAAGAAAAUAUAUGUAUGUGAAAGGAGAAUGUAUGUAGAUAAAAGGAGAAUAUAUGUAUGUGAGAGUGAAACUGUAUGAAUUUGUGAAUGAAAAUAUAUUUAUGUGAAAGGAGAAUUAAGUUAUUUGAGAGGUCCAGAAUAGAUUAUGGCUUGUAUGGCCCCUCAUACAAUUGUAUAGCACCCAUGGAGCGGUUAGGGAUCCAUGGCCUUGCUAAUGCUGCCUUAAAAUAGAAACGCGCCCAACGUGGGGCUCGAACCCACGACCCUGAGAUUAAGAGUCUCAUGCUCUACCGACUGAGCUAGCCGGGCGACAGAAAUGGGCUUUUUUGUACUUGAGUAGUGUAUAGUUUUCACCAGACUGCCGCUGAGUAGGUUGUCAUGGUUGACACGUGGCUACUUGAUGCGAUGAAGUCAUUUGAAACAGGAAUACAGGCGGUCCGUGAACGCAGCGACCCGAUGAGCUCUGUCACCGGCAGGUUGUGCUCCUGACCCCCGACCACAGACACGCCCAGAUGUGAUUCAGAAACAAGUUUACAGUGAAUGACGAGCUACUUUGUUUUCGUGACAUGAAGCCUGGCGCCACACACCACUACCUCGUUGUCACCAGGACGCACAUCGACAACUGCAAACGUCUCCAGGAGGACGACCUACCUCUAGUGGAGCGGAUGGUGGAUAUGGGAAUGAGGAUACUGGAGAAGAAUAAAGUCAGUGACCUAGAUGACGUCAGGAUGGGGUUUCACCUGCCUCCAUUCUCAUCUGUCCCCCACCUCCACCUCCACGCUCUGGCUCCAGCCAGUAAGAUGAACUUCAGGUCGCUGCUUCACUACGGGCCGCAGUCUCACUGGUUCAUCACAGUGAGUGAUGUCUUGGAUGUGUCACGGGUUGUGGUGGUGAGGCAGAGCAGGUUGGAGGACCCAAAUGCAGGACACGUAGACUGGAAGUUACAGUUCAGUGAUAAUUUAAUAUAAACACAAGGCGAGCACACUUACAAGAACUGCUGAGUUCAGGUGAUCCAACAUAACACAGUCCAAUACACAAAGCUAAACAGAGAACACAAGACCAGGAGUAAACACUAAAGACAUGAACUAAAGUACUGGACUAAGAACAAAGACAUGGAACCAAAAUCAAAACACCGAGAAGGCAUGGCCAAAAUAAUAAAACACAGACAAGCUCAGGACAGGAUUGUGACAGGAUGGCUAUGUAUGGAGACUGCAGUGUGCCAAAUCAUUUUUUAGACGUUUUUUUAGCUGCAUAACAUUAUUGAUUAAUUAUUUAUUAGUCAUUAAAAGAAAACAUAUUAAUUAAAUAAACAAUAUAAGUAUUUUGGUACAUUUUGCAAUUGCAUAACGCUUCAGUAAAAAUAUGAAAAUGUCUGUGUGUUCUUUAAUUAAGAUUAUUUUAAAUUAAAUGUUUAAAUGGACAUGUCAAAUGAUGUUUGUAAUGUUCAUUACUGUCCAAAUGAAUUUAAAGAGGCGUCUUUUGUUUAAUUUUCUCAGUCAAUUAAUUAAUCCAAGUUAUUAUCCAUUAAUUAAGUGAUUAUAAAUGGAGUUAUAUUAUUAUAUGUAUAUAUGUUAUAUUUACUCCUGCCUCUCUAUAGCAAAGCCUUAAAUCUUUCAAAAUCAGAAAUGAGCCACUUUUCUUCUUGCUGUAUGUCUGUUGGGCACACUGUACAAAUGUUUUUUUUUAUAUAUUUAUAAAUGUAACUUGUAAGCAUUUUGAAUCACUAUGAAACUGAACUAAAAUACUGUGAAUACUCUAUAAGUUCCUUGUUGUGCUCU
Messenger RNA from Micropterus salmoides (largemouth bass), 1895 nucleotides. RefSeq names its product histidine triad nucleotide-binding protein 3-like. The record is from RefSeq and is a predicted model, not a curated record. NCBI's taxonomy places the organism in Eukaryota, Metazoa, Chordata, Actinopteri, Centrarchiformes, Centrarchidae. The coding region runs from base 684 to 1085 and encodes 133 amino acids. Gene Ontology annotation, molecular function: catalytic activity. The transcript is spliced from 4 exons.